AUGAAGCCAUCCAAUUAUUUUAAAGAAAGGGGACAUACUUUUGUUCCUUCGUCAUCUGUUGUUCCAUAUGAUGAUCCAACUUUAUUAUUCGCCAAUGCUGGUAUGAAUCAAUAUAAACCAAUCUUUUUAGGUACUGUGGAUCCAUCUUCUGAUUUCCACAACUUGAAAAGAGCUGUCAAUUCACAAAAAUGUAUUAGAGCUGGUGGUAAACAUAAUGAUUUAGAAGAUGUUGGUAGAGAUUCUUAUCAUCAUACUUUUUUCGAAAUGUUGGGUAAUUGGUCAUUUGGUGAUUAUUUCAAAAAAGAAGCUAUCCAAUAUUCUUGGGAAUUAUUAACUAAAGUUUAUGGUCUACCAGCUGAUAGAUUAUAUGUCACUUAUUUCGGUGGUGAUGAAGCUAGUGGUUUAGAACCAGAUUUAGAAGCUAAACAAUUAUGGAAAGAUGUCGGUGUUGCUGAUGACCAUAUCUUACCAGGUUCAGUCAAAGAUAACUUUUGGGAAAUGGGUGAUCAAGGUCCUUGUGGUCCUUGUUCAGAAGUUCAUUAUGAUAGAAUUGGUGGUAGAAAUGCUGCUCAUUUAGUUAAUGAAGAUGAUCCAAAUGUUUUAGAAAUCUGGAAUAACGUUUUCAUGCAAUUCAAUAGAGAAGCUGACCGUUCUCUGAAACCAUUACCAUCAAAACAUAUUGAUACUGGUUUAGGUUUUGAAAGAUUAGUUUCUAUUUUACAAAAUGUUUAUUCAAAUUAUGAUACUGAUGUUUUCCAACCUUUAUUCAAAAAAAUUCAAGAAAUCACUGGUGCUCGUGAAUACACUGGUAAAUUUGGUGAUGAAGAUGUUGAUGGUAUUGAUACUGCUUACAGAGUUUUAGCUGAUCAUGUCCGUACUUUAACUUUUGCUAUCGCUGAUGGUGGUGUUCCAAACAAUGAAGGUAGAGGUUAUGUUUUACGUAGAAUUUUGAGAAGAGGUGCUCGUUAUGCACGUAAAUAUUUCAAUUAUCCAAUUGGUAACUUCUUUUCUCAACUUUCACCAACUUUAAUUGAUCAAGUUAAAGAUAUUUUCCCAGAAUUAACAAAAGAUCCAUCAACCAUUUUUGAAAUUUUAGAUGAAGAAGAAGCUUCAUUCUCCAAAACUUUAGAUCGUGGUGAAAAAUUAUUCCAACAAUAUGCUACUGCUGCUUCAAAAUCUGAUAAAACUUUGAAUGGUAAAGAUGUUUGGAGAUUAUAUGAUACUUAUGGUUUCCCAGUUGAUUUAACCACUUUAAUGGCUGAAGAAGCUGGUUUGAAAAUUGAUAAUGAAGGUUUUGAAAAAGCUAGAAUUGAAAGUUAUGAAGCUUCAAAAGCUGGUGGUAAAUCAAAAGGUGUUGAAUUAAUUAAAUUAGAUGUUCAUGCUUUAGGCAAAUUAAGUGAAGACGCUUUACCAAAAACUGAUGAUUCAUCAAAAUUCGGUUUUGAAAACAUUGAAGCUAAAAUUUUAGCUAUUUAUGAUGGUAAAGAUUUUGUUGAAGAAAUUACCGAUAUCACUAAACAAUACGGUAUUAUCUUGGAUAAAACUCCAUUCUACGCUGAACAAGGUGGUCAAGAAUAUGAUACUGGUAAAAUUGUCAUUGAUGGUUCAUCAGAAUUUAACGUUGAAAACACUCAACAAUAUGCUGGUUAUGUUUUCCAUACUGGUAGAUUAGCUGAAGGUCAACUGAAAAUUAAUGACAAAGUUAUUGCUGGUUAUGAUGAAUUACGUCGUUGGCCAAUCAGAAACAACCACACUGCUACACAUAUCUUAAAUCUUGCCUUAAGAGAAGUGUUAGGUGAUGAAGUUAACCAAAAAGGUUCAUUAGUUGCACAAGAAAAAUUAAGAUUUGAUUUCUCAAAUAAACAAGGUUUAACUUUAGAUCAAGUUGCUAAAGUUGAACAAAUUUCAAAUGAAGAAAUUAAAAAAUCACAAGUUGUUUAUUCAAAAGAAGUUGCUUUAGAUGUUGCUAAAGGUAUUUACGCUGUUAGAGCUGUUUUCGGUGAAACUUAUCCAGAUCCAGUUAGAGUUGUUUCUAUUGGUCAACCAGUUGAAGAUUUAUUAAAUGAUCCACAAAAUCCAAAAUGGCACGGUGCUUCAAUUGAAUUCUGUGGUGGUACUCAUGUUGCUAAAACAAGUGAUAUCAAAGAUUUCGUCAUCGUUGAAGAAUCAGGUAUUGCUAAAGGUAUUAGACGUAUUAUUGCUGUUACUGGUACUGAAGCUCAUGAAGUUCAAAGAAUUGCACAAGAAUUUGAACAUGAACUGAUAAAUGCUGGUAAACUGGAAUUCAGUCCAUUAAAAGAAAAAAAAUUAAAAGAAUUAGGUGUUAAAUUAGGUCAAUUAAACAUUUCAAUCUUAACUAAAAAUGAAUUGAAAAAUAAAUUUGCUGCUAUUGAUAAGAGUGUUAAAGAUGAACUGAAAACACGUCAAAAAGCUGAAAGUAAGAAAACUUUAGAUGCUGUUAAAGAAUAUUUCCAAUCUAAUGAAAAAUCUGAAUUCUUUGUUACUCAUGUUGAUAUUGGUUCAAAUGCUAAAGCUAUUACUGAAGCUAUCAACUAUGUUAAAUCUAAAUUAACUGGUAAAUCAUUAUACGUUUUCACUGGUAAUGAAGAUAAAGUUGCUCAUGGUUGUUAUAUCUCAGAUGAAGCUAUUGCUAAAGGUAUUGUUGCCAAAGAAGUUGCUGAACAAGCUACUAAACACAUUGGUGGUAAAGCUGGUGGUAAAGGUAAUGUCAGUCAAGGUAUGGGUGAUAAAGUUUCAGGUGUUGAUUCAGCUGUUGCUGAUAUUCAAAAAUUAUUAGCUGAAAAACUGAACAUCUAA
Hansenula ciferrii is the source of this 2817-nucleotide messenger RNA. RefSeq names its product alanine--tRNA ligase (gene ALA1). Bases 1 to 2817 code for a protein of 938 amino acids. Gene Ontology annotation, molecular function: alanine-tRNA ligase activity; amino acid binding; ATP binding. The transcript has 2 exons. Gene Ontology annotation, biological process: alanyl-tRNA aminoacylation; tRNA modification. The record is from RefSeq and is a predicted model, not a curated record. Gene Ontology annotation, cellular component: mitochondrion; cytoplasm. NCBI's taxonomy places the organism in Eukaryota, Fungi, Ascomycota, Saccharomycetes, Phaffomycetales, Wickerhamomycetaceae.